Cucurbita pepo subsp. pepo (vegetable marrow) is the source of this 641-nucleotide messenger RNA. The record is from RefSeq and is a predicted model, not a curated record. NCBI's taxonomy places the organism in Eukaryota, Viridiplantae, Streptophyta, Magnoliopsida, Cucurbitales, Cucurbitaceae.
CAGGUCACCCACAGCCACCGGUCUUCACGACUUCUGUACUUUGAUGUCUGUAUAAAACCAACUUCAGCUUCUCAAAUUCAUCGAAAUUUGAAGGAUUCAUACACUACAGACUCGUUAUUUGGAUUGUUGCUCUGUAAAGCGGAGGCUGAAGGAUGUCGCAGAUGAAGUAUUUGAUUCAGGUGGAGGAGUCUAAGGCCGCCAUUGAUGGAAGGCCUUCGAUUGGACCUGUUUACAGAAGUAUUUUCGCUAAGGAUGGGUUUCCGCUUCCCAUUGAAGGAUUGGAUAGCUGUUGGGAUAUAUUUCGGUUGUCAGUGGAGAGAAACCCUGGUAAUCGAAUGCUUGGCCGACGUGAGAUUGUGAAUGGGAAGGCUGGUAAAUAUGUGUGGCUAACAUAUAAGGAAGUGUACGAUAUGGUCAUAAAAAUCGGAAAUUCUUUGCGCAGUCGUGGUUUUGAGGAAGGAGCAAAAUGUGGUAUCUACGGUGCCAAUUGCUCAGAGUGGAUAAUAAGCAUGGAGGCAUGUAAUGCUCAUGGGCUCUUUUGUGUUCCCUUGUACGACACAUUAGGCGCUGGAGCUGUGGAAUUUAUUAUUUGCCAUGCAGAGAUUUCUGUUGUUUUUGUAGAAGAGAAGAAGCUUCCUGAG